AUACCCGACCAAGGGUGAGGGCUCGCUUCAUAUUAAUUAAAGAACAACAAAAACAAGGCCCACGACUUACAAAAAGUAGGCCUAGCUUAGGGCCUGAAGUAUGCCUGUUCUGUAUUGUUAAAACUGUGGUAAUUUGAUAUCAGGAUGACGUAAGCAUUUAAAAAAUGACUGCUGUGAAAAUCCACUGGAAGAAGGGGUUAUUGCUACUGCUUAUAUUUGGAUGUCUGAUCUGUUUAUAUUUGUUUAGCAAAGAUAACAAUAUUGUAGACCAAGAAAAUGUUGAUGUGCUAAUGAACAGGAAUUCAGAAUUGAAGAAACAGAUUCAAGAGUCAGAGCAGGAAAAUCAUAUGCUAAAAGCACAGCUAAGGAUAUCUCAGAGCCAAUUAGAGCACACCUAUGAAUUAUACGAACAUCUCAAAGAAGAAAGAAAUGUUUCAGCUCCUGCAAACCAGACAGAAUGUUGGAAUAAGCUAGUGAUACCAAAAUGUGAGGUUAUUCAUAUAGCAAUAGUGUGCGCUGGUCACAACUCGAGUCGUGAGGUCAUAACCUUGAUUAAGUCUAUCCUAUUUUAUCGCAAAAACCCUCUUCAUUUUCACUUUAUCUCAGACGAAAUAGCUCAGCUUACGCUUAGUACAUUGUUUAAAACGUGGAAUCUUCCAGGACUUCAAGUUAGUUUUUAUUUAGCGGAAACAUAUAAGGGUGAUGUUUCCUGGAUUCCAAACAAGCAUUAUUCUGGUAUAUUUGGCUUGAUGAAGCUUGUUUUCAUAAAAAUUUUACCAAAGGAUUUAAAAAAGGUUAUAGUGUUAGACACUGACUUAACAUUUGCAAGAGAUAUAGCAGAACUAUGGCAGCUGUUUCGUCAUUUAACAAGUCCUAUAUUAUUUGGACUCGUUGAGAAUCAGAGCGAUUGGUAUUUGGGUACCAUCUGGAAGAAACACAAGCCUUGGCCUGCAUUGGGUAGGGGUUAUAACACUGGUCUCAUUCUACUAGCUCUAGAUAGGCUGCGACAAAUAGAUUGGAUGAAGAUGUGGCGAUUGACAGCUGAGAAAGAAUUGAUGAGUUUGUUAUCAACCUCAUUGGCAGACCAGGAUAUAUUCAAUGCAGUAAUAAAAGAUCAUCCUCACAUAGUAUACAAUCUGCCAUGCUCAUGGAAUGUACAGCUAAGUGAGCAUACCCGCAGUGAGCUAUGCUACACGGAGCUAAGCGACAUUCAAGCAAUCCACUGGAAUUCACCACUCAAGCUGCAGGUGAAGAAUAAACACAUUGAUUUCUUCCGCAACCUUUACUUAAGUUUCUUAGAAUACGAUGGAAAUUUAUUAAGACGAGAACUGUUCAGCUGUGGUCACAUGAACGUCAACACAUCAACACAAGAAACAAAGCCUGAUGAACUAGAAGAGUCAGAUGAAUGCUAUGAUUUUAGAAGAGAAAGAAUACUGUUGCACAGGACACACUUAUAUUAUCUAGAUUAUGAAUACAUGCCAAAGCCUGAUGGUAACGAUGUAACAUUAGUAGCUCAGCUUUCCAUGGACAGGUUGCAGAUGCUUGAAGCCCUCUGUAAACAUUGGGCAGGUCCAAUGAGUCUUGCUAUUUACAUGUCUGAUGCAGAUGCACAGCAGUUCUUACUCUAUGCACAAUCUUCAGACAUAUUAAGAAGUCGAAGAGAUGUUAGCUACCAUAUAGUUUACAAAGAUGGGCAAUUUUACCCAGUUAAUCAUCUACGUAACAUUGCUUUAAAAGAAGUCAAGACGCCAUAUGUUUUCUUGGCGGAUAUCGAUUUUUUGCCAAUGUACGGACUGUACAGUUACCUUAGGAAAAUGAUUGGCACAUUAGAUGUGGCCAACACAAACAAGGCUUUGGUUGUUCCUGCAUUUGAAACACUUCAUUACCGUAUAAAUUUUCCUAAAUCUAAAACGGAUCUAUUGCACAUGUUGGAUAUGGGUUCUCUGUUUACGUUUCGAUACCAUGUGUGGCAGAAAGGUCAUGCUCCCACUAACUUUCCAAAAUGGAGGACAUCAACAAUGCCAUACAAGAUCCAGUGGGAUACUGACUUUGAGCCGUACAUUGUAGUGAAAAAAGACUGCCCUCAAUACGACCCAAGAUUUGUUGGCUUUGGUUGGAAUAAGGUUGCACAAAUUAUGGAAAUCGAUGCCCAGGGGUAUGAAUUUGUAGUUCUUCCAAAUGCAUUCAUUAUACAUAUGCCCCAUACACCAAGCUUUGAUAUAGCAAAGUUCAGGUCAAGCUCAACGUACAGGAAGUGUUUAAAAGUAUUAAAAGAUGAAUUCAGGAAAGAUUUGUCCAAGAAAUAUGGUUUUGGUGCUCUCAAAUAUGUUGCAACAGAAUGACUGGAUCAUUUAGUAUAUUUAUUUAACAAAUAUUUAUUGAGGUUCAAACGUUCAGGGAGUAACUUCGAGCAGUUCUGUCACAGGCUGGCAUGUUUAGCAUAGUUGCGGCACCAGAUGGGUGUAUGGUGGGGUUUCACAAGACCCCUGACGGGAAAGCCUGAACCCCCGUUGGAGAAGCAGACAAUCAUGUCAGGGAACACUAGACCCUAAGUUAAGGGCAGGGCAAGGGUGGCACCAGAGGGGUUCAGCAGCCUGCUAGGCAAUCACGGCUGGCAGGGAACUGCCAGAAGUAUUAAUCAGGGGGAAAUGGUUUUCCACCAAUGUGUGGUUCUGUGUUGCUUCACAACCAACAGGCAUAGAGAAAAAUCCAUCACCACCACUUUAAAUUAUAUGGUACAGUAUACUGUAUUAUUUUUUUAAUCCAAAAAUUGGCACCACACUAGUCAGCUAGUUAGAGCCAGUAAAAAACAAGAUGCACUGUACUGUAUAAUGAAAUGAUGUAGAUUGUUAAUACAGCAUUUGUGAGCAAGGCUAGCAUUGAGAUGUAAUUGCCAAAAAAAAAAUCAGGAAAUGAUUAUAAUGAAAAAUAAAAGCAGAAUACAAUGCAAGCUGUUUAAGAAAUCAGGCAUCUAAAAUCUGAUAGGAUAGUUUGACAUUACAAGGUCUCCACAACUACAAUGCAUUAGGAAAUGAUGAGCCUAUAACCAAUUACAUUUAAUUUACACUGCCAUUUGUUUUCUUUUCACCAUAAUUGUCUUCCAAUUAAUUAUUCAUUGAUGCUUAUACUAAUCAAGUUAGCUUAGGAGUCUCUUAAUUUGGUGUGGCCGUAUAUAUUUGAUUAUAUGUAAUAUUAUAGUAAGAAUUUUUUCUGUGUUGUAUGAAUUAUUAGUUACGUUUUAUUGUGUAUUUAUGAUAGUUAUUUCUCCUCCAUAUUUGUCACGUAUUUUAUGUUUAGAAAUUAUAUCGUGUUAUGAUACCACAAGGUUGCACUUUCUUUAUGGAACUUGGUAUCCAGUGACCAGGAAUAACAUUUUCUGCACCUCUGAUUAGGUUCCUGAAUGGGUAAUGCAUUAUUAAUGCUGGGUUACAAUUAUUAGUCUUAAAUGAUCUUAAUAGAUGACAAAUAAGUGCUAUACAUACAGGUGAAUGUAAAUGUUGAGUCUUUGAGUACAUAUGAUACAAUAGCCCCUUUCACACAGGCACAGAAUAGCCCCUUUCACACAGGCACAAUGCUUGACCUGACCCACAAAUGUAGUGCGUUAGUUUGUCGGUGUAAAAGGGAGAAAUGUGGCUUGAUGUUUUUUAUCAUCAAGACACUAAUAAACAACCCAUAGGCAGAUUAAACCUGUCCACAUAAAUUUGAAAAAUUAUAUUAAAUUUAAGUCUGGGAGGCCAUUUUCAGCAAUCUAGGGGUGCUAUAUCCAUAAAAUAUCGUACCUUAGCUCCAACCAUGGUGGGGCUGAGGUGUUGUGGACCUUCCACUGUAAAAGUCCAUUCCCGGGCCGCCUUUAUUUUAAAUUCUUGGAUCCACCUCUGCAAACGAUUUCUAACAAAAUAAUAUUGUUGGAAUAAGUCAACUAAGCCUUUGUAGGCUUACAAAACAUGGUAGCAUUAUAAUAAUGUACAGCAAUAAUUUAUAAUAAGCGCUGCUUUUCAAUAAUCUCCUUUUGCAGUGGCGGAUUCAAGGGCCCAGCCGACCCGGAUACCUUAAAUUUUUGAAAAUUAUAAAAAAAGUGCCAUAAUCAUUAACUUUUUUUAUGUUAGCCCAACCAUGGUAGGCUGAGGUGGUGUAGACCCUCCGUUUGUGAAAGGCCCUCCCUGGGGCCCCUCUAUUUUUUAUGCCAUCCACCGCUGUUUUGGAUAAAAUGCCACACUGAAGCCUCCAAAGAUUUAACAAGUGCUGCAGUGCUUUUUUGAUCAUUUACAGUAUGCAUUUUUUAUGAUGGGUUCCAGCACAUUCUUAAUUAUUAUAGAAAAAAUAAACCACAACUUUGCAUUGUAAGGAUUAUGUACUAAAUUCAGUAGACUUGUUAUGCUGUAUAGGUCAUAUUAAAACAGGUACCAUAUGUACAAAAAGGAGAGAAUAAUUUACAUAUUUUGUUAUUUCAAUUAUUUGUCUACACAAUUCUUGAGUGUAUGAUUAUUUUCAUCAACAUAGCUUGUUACCUACAAAUAUAUAAAUCAUGAAGUUUUGGUUUGGCACUUAAGAUGCUCACCCUAUAAUCCCAGAGUCUUUGGUUCAGUCCUAACAAAAUAGGCAACGUCUUGUACAGACUCUAUAACUAAAUGUCUAACAGCUGCUUCGGUGUCCUUUAAGCCUCAUUCACACCAAAUCUGAAUGUUCAGGACGGGAGGCCUACUGAACAUAUCGGAUCAAAUUAGUGUGUAAGAAUAGGGAUGCUGGGAUGCUGGCAUUCAGCACAUCGGAAACACGGAUCCGAUGUGAAUGUAGAUUUAGAGUUCCACUGCUAUACAUCAAGUAUGUUCAGCCAUUCUGAAUAAAAAAAAAACCCCUAAAAUAUGGUAUAGUCUUUGUAUUUAAAAUGUAUGGACAUUCUACAUUUUGGUCACAAAUUAAUACUCUUGAAAACAUACAAUGAAUUGAUUGACAAUGUGGAAAUUGUCAUCUACUGUAUCUAGUAUGUACAUGUUUUUACUCUGUGAAUGUUUAAAUUUUAUAUUUGGUCAAUAAAUCUUUAAAAAUUACUAAAA
Anneissia japonica is the source of this 5054-nucleotide messenger RNA. Its product is annotated as LARGE xylosyl- and glucuronyltransferase 2-like. Lineage: Eukaryota; Metazoa; Echinodermata; Crinoidea; Comatulida; Comatulidae. Gene Ontology annotation, biological process: protein O-linked glycosylation via mannose. The coding region runs from base 165 to 2342 and encodes 725 amino acids. Gene Ontology annotation, molecular function: glucuronosyltransferase activity; xylosyltransferase activity. The record is from RefSeq and is a predicted model, not a curated record. The transcript has 19 exons.